AUGGAGGGGACUAUCCCUGAUAUUGAAUUUGCUAAGAAAGUGGCUGAGAUGAAUGAAUUAGCUAGGUCAACCAUAAUUCUCAACCUUUCUGAUUCUGUGAUCAGAAAGGUUGAUUCCAUAGAAUCGGCAUCUCAGAUGUGGACUAAAUUGGAUACUCUCUUUACUGAAACUUCUAUGCCAUCCAGAAUGUACCUUCUUGAAAAGCUUUUUAAAUUCAAACUGGAUUUUUCAAAGGAAAUACAUGAUAAUGUUGAUAGAUUUUCAAAACUUGUCCAGGACAUUAAAAGGUAUGGAGAUAAAACUAUUGAUGAGUAUACCUGCAUAGCCCUCAUGAAUGAUAUCCCUGAUACUUAUAGUGAUGUCAAGGCAGCUAUAAAGUAUAGCAGGGAUAGUGCCCUUCUAGACCUCAUAAUAAAUUCUUUAAAAUCUAAGGAAUUGGAAAUUAAAGAAAACUAUAACUCUAAAUCUCUCAAACUAAGUCUUUGA
Messenger RNA from Salvia splendens (bonfire salvia), 486 nucleotides. RefSeq lists its product as uncharacterized. The coding region runs from base 1 to 486 and encodes 161 amino acids. The transcript has a single exon. Lineage: Eukaryota; Viridiplantae; Streptophyta; Magnoliopsida; Lamiales; Lamiaceae. The record is from RefSeq and is a predicted model, not a curated record.